Molecule: messenger RNA, 365 nt
Organism: Aspergillus saccharolyticus JOP 1030-1
Lineage: Eukaryota; Fungi; Ascomycota; Eurotiomycetes; Eurotiales; Aspergillaceae
Exons: 1
Coding region: 24-296 (90 amino acids)
Source: RefSeq, a predicted model, not a curated record
CCUGUCCCGAGAACUUCGAAACAAUGGAUUCUAGCAAUAGUCUUAUUGGCAGCCAAACCAAAUCCCACCUUGAAAAACAGUUACAGAAAAUCCAGGAGCCUCUUUCCGAUCUCAAAGCUAAUAGAGUAAACUCCUGGAUUGGCGAGUUGAGGGAAACCGACAAGUCAUUAAAAAAAUUCUUCUUUACGUCGGAGCAUCAGACGUUAUGCACGCUACCUGGCAAGAAAGGUUUGUACUAUCAGCCCGGAAUUGUUUAUACUAUAUUCUUUAUCGUUCUCCAUCUCCAGGCUACCUGAAAUAGCUUCAGGUACUAUAUACAGUAAUCUUGAGAACUAGUGGACUUUAAUAUUUAUAUUAUGAUUACU